AUGGCUUCCGCAGUAAAGACCAUCGUCGCCACUGGCGUUUCUUCAGGCCUGGGACUUGAAGCGCUCAAGCAACUCCUCCAGGCGCCGCAAACCUACCGUGUAGUCACGGGCGCCAGGAACACGUCCGGCCUGGAGCAGUCGCUCAAAGACAUCAGCUUUGAGUCCGCCAACAAGGUCGACGUGCUUCCCCUGGACCUUGCCGAUCUCAAAGGCACAAAGACAUUUGCCGAAGACGCGCUACGCAAGAUUGGCGAUGCCAAGAUUGACUAUCUCUUCCUCAACGCCGCCAUUACGAACCCUGCUGUAGCGAACCCGCGUGGCUACCGAUGGUGCGAGUCGGCUGUGGUCAACCAUGUUUCUCAAUUUUAUCUUGUGCAUCUUUUGCGUGAGAAGCUGGUCGCGUCCAAGUCGCGCAUCGUAUUUGUGUCUUCGGGCGCCGUGACAUCUGUCUCUGACACCAGCGGACUGGAGGAUGCAUUGAAAUCCGGAUCCGGCACCGGAGAGAUGCAAUUGUAUUCCUUGACCAAGUUUGCUCAGCUGCUCGGCGCGCACUGGUGGCGUCGUGAGCUCAAAGGUGUCUGCGACGUCGUCGCCGUCUCCCCUGGCCUCGUUCCCGGAACGGGGCUUGGUCGUGGCAGCGGCAUCAAGCUGCCCACAGGAUCCCCCGAUGCCAAGACAGUCCCGCAAGGUGCUCAAAGUAUGCUUGCUGCUCUUACGCGGUCAGACUUCCCUGAAGAUCCCGAUCGCAUCUUUCUGACCAGCUGGGGCGAGUGGUGGGACAAGUCUGUCUUUGAGAAGUCGUUGGACAAACAGCUACAGGACAAGUGGUCGUUUUCCAAGGAGGACAUUGAGAAGGAGGCAGGGAUCUCGGUAUAA
This is a messenger RNA of Akanthomyces muscarius, 876 nucleotides long. RefSeq lists its product as uncharacterized. Lineage: Eukaryota; Fungi; Ascomycota; Sordariomycetes; Hypocreales; Cordycipitaceae. Bases 1 to 876 code for a protein of 291 amino acids. The transcript is spliced from 5 exons. The record is from RefSeq and is a predicted model, not a curated record.